Molecule: messenger RNA, 2205 nt
Organism: Pisolithus orientalis
Lineage: Eukaryota; Fungi; Basidiomycota; Agaricomycetes; Boletales; Pisolithaceae
Product: copper amine oxidase
Exons: 12
Coding region: 1-2205 (734 amino acids)
Biological process (GO): amine metabolic process
Molecular function (GO): primary methylamine oxidase activity; copper ion binding; quinone binding
Source: RefSeq, a predicted model, not a curated record
AUGCAUCUUCUUUCGACUGGAUCGAGUGUCACUGGAAACAAACUUGCUGAAAUGGAACACCCCCUUGACCCACUCACACCAGACGAGAUUAAUGCUGUUACCUUGACUAUUAGGCGGUACACGGCCGAACACACAGACAUCAAAGCGGUGGACUUCAACAACUGCGCUCUUUUGCCUCCCCCUAAGAGGGCCGUCCUCGCUGCCUUGGGCAUUCCAAUUACUCCUGGCGGAAAGCCCGAAACCCCUAGUAAGAUCGUCAGGAAGGCAGAAUCAGACUUCUUUGACGUUGUGAACGGAGUUGCUUACAAUGCAGUCGUGGCAUUUGACGAUGGGGAAUGGAAAGUGGAAUCCCUCCAGCUUCUUCCGGAGGGCGCGCAACCCCAAAUAACUGUAGAAGAACUUAUCCACUGUGAGGUUGUUGUACGGAAUGAUCCCAAAGUGCAAGCUCUGGCAAAGCAAGUUGGUGUUGAACCUCAUCAAAUCUUUGCCGAUGGAUGGGCCAUUGGCUGGGACGACCGAUUCCCGAAGAACCUGCGGCUCCAACAAGCUCUUUUGUUUGCUCGUUUUUCGCAACACGACAACCUUUAUGCCCAUCCAUUGGAUUUCAUCCCAGUGAUUGAUUCACUUGCAGGAAAGGUCAUCCAGAUCGAUUUCCCGCCGUCGUGGAGGAAAAAGAGUGAUGGGGAUGUUGAGCUCUCUGUGUCUACGACGCAACCACUGCCCCUUUCGGACGAUUCAUUUCCGGUAGCAAACCGCGCACGUAUUCCGCCUCCGCUGGCACCUCAUGACUUCCUGCCCGACCUCAUGGAGAAGGCAGAUCCAAAUUACAAAGAACGUGAUGACCUGAAGCCAUUACAUGUUGUUCAGCCUGAAGGCGUGUCUUUCAAGAUGAAAGGUCAUGUACUGGAGUGGCAGAAAUGGAAGAUGCAUAUAGCUUUCAGCCAUCGCGAGGGUAUUGUACUGUCUACCAUCACAUACAACGACGAUGGAGAAAUUCGUCCGAUCUUCUACCGUCUUUCGAUUGCAGAGAUGGUUGUCCCUUAUGGUGCCCCCGAAUACCCCCACCCAAGGAAAUUUGCAUUCGAUUCAGGUGAAUAUGGUAUGGGCACAGUGGCUAAUGAACUCUCCCUCGGUUGCGAUUGCCUGGGCAAAAUUCAUUACUUGUCUGGCACUUAUGUUACCCACUCUGGUGCCGCCCUCGUUAUCAAGAAUGCCAUUUGCAUUCAUGAAGAAGAUGCCGGUGUGUUAUGGAAGCACUCUGACUUCCGUCCCGGUGGUCGCUCUCGGACCGUGAGGAGCCGGCGACUUGUUGUCAGCAUGGUUUGCACUGUCGCCAACUAUGAAUAUAUCUGGAAUUACUACUUCUACCAGGACGGUAAUGUUGAGGUUGAGAUCCGUCUGACCGGUAUUUUGCAAGUUUACGUCACAGCCUCUGAUGAGCCUACUCCCUAUGGGAUCACUGUCGCCCCCGGUAUCAACGCUCAUUAUCAUCAACACAUUUUCUCCCUUCGUGUCGACCCUAUGCUGGACGGUUUGCAGAACUCUGUCAUUGAGUCGGACAUUGUUGGUCUUGAUGCGCCGACGGGCACGAAUGAGAAUUUCGCUGGCAAUGGCUUCGUCGUCAAGGAUCGCGUUCUCAAGUCUCAAGUUGAAGACGGCGCACGGGAUUUCAACUGGGCGAACGAGCGUCGUUGGCGGAUCGCGAACCUGAACAAGACCCACUACGCAUCGGGCAAGCCAGUGUCGUAUGCAAUUAUGACGAAGGGUACUGUGCUCCCUCUCUUGGCAAAACCUGAUUCCUGGAUUGCACGUCGGGCUACCUUUGCGCACAAGCAGCUCUGGGUCGUGAGAGACGAAGAAGGCUCAAGGUUGUUCCCUAGCGGCAAAUACGUCCCACAGACUCGAGAAGGGCCCAAAGAUUCCGUCGGAAAGUGGGUGAAUGAGGGUAACGGCAGCAUUGAGAACGAGGACAUCGUUCUCUUCCUUACGCUCGGAACGACCCAUAUUCCCCGCCCGGAAGACUGGCCGGUCAUGCCUGUGGAACACCUUAGCGUCCUCUUCAAGCCUUCCAGUUUCUUCACCAACAACCCUAGUAUGGACGUCCCUGGCACCAAAGACCGUCAAAGUCGACCCGCAUUCGAUAUUGUCAACACCAAUGGACAACAUACGAACGCGGCGAACGGAACCGCGUGUUGCGCAAAUUAA